UGAGCGGCCCUGGGAGUCUGUGUCCAUGUCCCCAUCUGCCGUCUGCGCACCCAGGGUGCAGGGCCGAAACCACGGUCCUCUCGGCCAGGGCCAGGCCGUCGGGGCCGGCGCCCGGCGGGACGGGCAGGGGGGGCCGGCGCCGGCCGUGGGGAGCGCGGGGCGGGACCGGGAGGGCGGGGGCCGGGCUUAUAAAGCCCGCGGGCAGCGGGCGGGAGCGCGGAGCCAAAGUGCGCCCGGCCGGCCCUGGACGGGAGCGGGAGCCAGAGGAGGUCGAGGAGGCGGAGGAGGAGCCGCAGGAGGAGGCGUCCGGCCGCGGCCCGCUGCCCCACGUGCGCCCCGCCGUCCCGCGCCAUGGCGCGCAGGGCCCCGAGCGCCCGCGCGUCCCCGUAGCCGGCGGCACCCUCGGCCCCAUGGAGCCGCACGUGCUCGGCGCCGUGCUCUACUGGCUGCUGCUGCCCUGCUCGCUGCUGGCCGCCUCCCUGGUGCGUGUGAAUGCGCUCUCAUUGGUCUACCUGUUGGUCCUGCUGCUCCUGCCCUGGCUGCCGGGCCCUGGGUGCAGCGGCACACGAGGGCACUCGAUCCGGCUCCUGCGCGCCCUGCUGAGUCUCAGCCUGCUCUUCCUGGUGGCGCACCUGGCCUUCCAGAUAGCCCUGCACACCGUGCCCAGCCUGGACCGGCUGCUGGGGCCCAACUGCAGCCUCUGGGAGAAGGUCUCUCGAUACAUCGGGGUUACGAGGUUGGACCUGAAGGACAUCCCCAAUGCCAUCCGGCUGGUGGCCCCUGACCUGGGCGUCCUGGUGGUAUCGUCCAUCUGCCUCGGCCUGUGCAGGCGCCGCAGGAGGCAUGCGAGGGAGCAACUGCAGGAUGGCGAGGAGAGGGAGGUGGACACUGGCACCCCACCAGGGCUGCAGGGCGUCUCCGAGAUGGCCCCCAAGCCCAGGACCUGGCUGACUUCCCGGUUCCGGGUCGCGGCCCACUGGCUGCUGGUGGCCGCGGGGCGGGCCCUGGCUGUCCUGCUGCUCGCACUGGCAGGCAUUGCCCACCCCUCGGCCUUCUCCAGUGUCUACCUGCUGGUCUUCCUGGGCAUCUGCACCUGGUGGGCCUGCCACUUUCCCAUUAGCCCCCUGGGCUUCAGUAUCCUCUUUGUCACGGUGGGCUGCUUUGGUGCCUGCCACCUCAUCUGCCUCUACUGCUACCAAACGUCCUUUGUCCAGGAUGUGCUUCCGCCUGCCAGCAUCUGGGCCAGGGUGUUUGGCCUUAAGGACUUCGUGGGCCCCACCAACUGCUCCAGCCCCCACGUGCUGUUCCUCAACACCAGCCAUGACUGGCCGGUGUACGUGAGCCCGGGGGUCCUGCUGCUGCUGUAUUACACCUUCAUCUCUCUCCUGAAGCUCCAGCAGCCCAGGCCUGUGGGCCAGAGAAAGGAAGUAGCCGGGGUGGACGAGGAACCUGAGCUGGAACUGGACCAGCUGGAGCAGAAGCCCCAGGGCCAAGACGGGGCCAGCUGGGAUGGGGAGGCCACACAGCACAUGGUCCCCACAGUUGUGGGGCUGGACACUGAGGCCGAGAACUGCAUCGUGCACGAUCUGACCGGCCCGAGCCCCGUCCGGCAGCGUCCCUCACGUUCCAGGCCAGCUGAGCUGAGAGAGACGUCACCGCUGUACAGCCUGGGGCACCUCAUCAUGGACCAGAGCUACGUGUGUGCCCUCAUUGCCAUGAUGGUGUGGAGCAUCACAUACCACAGCUGGCUGACCUUCGUGCUGCUGCUGUGGGCCUGCCUCAUCUGGACGGUGCGCAGCCGCCACCAGCUGGCCAUCCUGUGCGCGCCCUGCAUCCUGCUCUACGGGCUGGCACUCUGCUGCCUGCGCUACGUGUGGGCCAUGGACCUGCAGCCUGAGCUGCCCACCACCCUGGGCCCCGUCAGCCUGCGCCAGCUGGGGCUGGAGCACACCCGAUACCCCUGCCUGGACCUGGGCGCCAUGCUGCUUUACAUCCUGACCUUCUGGCUGCUGCUGCGUCGCUUUGUGAAGGAGAAGCUGCUGAGGAAGGCCCGGGCGCCUGCGGUGCUGCUAGAGGUGGCUGUGGCCGAAGCAGCCGCAGAGCCCACUCAGACGCAGACGCUGCUCCGGAGCCUGGGGGAGCUGGUCACCGGCAUCUACGCCAAGUACUGGAUCUACGUGUGCGCCGGCAUGUUCAUCGUGGUCAGCUUCGCUGGCCGCCUGGUGGUCUACAAGAUCGUCUACAUGUUCCUCUUUCUGCUCUGCCUCACGCUCUUCCAGGUCUACUACAGCCUGUGGCGGAAGCUGCUUAAGGUGUUCUGGUGGUUCGUGGUGGCCUACACCAUGCUGGUGCUCAUCGCCGUCUACACCUUCCAGUUCCAAGACUUCCCCGCCUACUGGCGCAACCUCACAGGCUUCACAGACGAGCAGCUGGGCGACCUGGGCCUGGAGCAGUUCAGCGUGUCGGAGCUCUUCUCCAGCAUCCUCAUCCCCGGCUUCUUCCUGCUCGCCUGCAUCCUGCAGCUGCACUACUUCCACCAGCCCUUCAUGCAGCUCACCGACCUGGAGCACGUGCCCCCACCCAGCGCCUGGCGCCCUCGCUGGGCUCGCAGGCAGGACGCUGUGAGCGAGGCCCCACUGCUGCAGCAGCCGGAGGAGGAGGAGGAGGAAGAGGAAGAGGAGGCGCCCUCCAGGGAAGAGGAGCAUAGCACUGACGGCCUCUGCCAGGCCACCCAGGUCCCUGAAGCCAGCAAGUGGGGCCUUGUGGCCGAGCGGCUGCUGGACCUGGCUGCCAGCUUCUCGGACGUCCUCACCCGCGUGCAGGUGUUUGUACGCCGCCUGCUGGAGCUGCACAUCUUUAAGCUGGUGGCUCUGUACACCGUGUGGGUGGCCCUGAAGGAGGUGUCAGUGAUGAACCUGCUGCUGGUGGUGCUGUGGGCCUUUGCCCUGCCCUACCCUCGCUUCCGGCCCAUGGCCUCCUGCCUCUCCACCGUGUGGACCUGUAUCAUCAUCGUGUGUAAGAUGCUCUACCAGCUCAAGGUCGUCAACCCCCAGGACUACGCCAGCAACUGCACUGAGCCCCUCCCCAAUAGCACCAACCUGCAGGCGGCAGAGAUCCACCAGUCACUGCUGUACCGUGGCCCUGUGGACCCAGCCAACUGGUUCGGGGUGCGGAAAGGCUUCCCUAACCUGGGCUACAUCCAGAACCACCUGCAGAUCCUGCUGCUGCUGGUGUUCGAGGCCAUGGUGUACCGGCGUCAGGAGCACUACCGCCGGCAGCACCAGCGCGCCCCGCUGCCUGCUCAAGCAGUGUGUGCCGAGGGGACCCGCCAGCGGCUCGACCAGGACCUGCUCAGCUGCCUCAAGUACUUCAUCAACUUCUUCUUCUACAAAUUCGGGCUGGAGAUCUGCUUCCUGAUGGCCGUGAAUGUGAUUGGGCAGCGCAUGAACUCCAUGGUCAUCCUGCAUGGCUGCUGGCUGGUGGCCAUCCUCACCCGCCGGCGCCGUGAGGCCAUCGCCCGCCUCUGGCCCAACUACUGCCUCUUCCUCACACUCUUCCUGCUCUACCAGUACCUGCUGUGUCUGGGCAUGCCCCCGGCCCUGUGCGUCGACUACCCAUGGCGCUGGAGCCGGGCCAUCCCCAUGAACUCUGCCCUCAUCAAGUGGCUGUACCUGCCAGAUUUCUUCAGGGCCCCCAACUCCACCAACCUCAUCAGUGACUUCCUCCUGCUGCUCUGCGCCUCCCAGCAGUGGCAGGUGUUCGCAGCUGAGCACACAGAGGAGUGGCAGCGCAUGGCCGGCGUGAACACGGACUCCCUGGAGCCGCUGCGGGGUGAGCCCAACCCCGUGCCCAACUUCAUCCACUGCAGGUCCUACCUGGACAUGGUGAAGGUGGCCGUGUUCCGCUACCUGUUCUGGCUGGUGCUGGUGGUGGUGUUUGUCACCGGCGCCACCCGCAUCAGCGUCUUCGGGCUAGGCUACCUGCUGGCCUGCUUCUACCUGCUGCUCUUUGGCACGGCGCUGCUGCAGAAGGGCCCGCGGGCCCGCCUGGUGCUGUGGGACUGCCUCAUCCUCUACAACGUCACGGUCAUCAUCUCCAAGAACAUGCUCUCGCUCCUGUCCUGCGUCUUCGUGGAGCAGAUGCAGAGCAGCUUCUGCUGGGUCAUCCAGCUCUUCAGCCUCGUGUGCACGGUCAAGGGCUACUAUGACCCCAAAGCAAUGAUGGCCAAGGACCAGGACUGCCGCCUGCCGGUGGAGGAGGCCGGCAUCAUCUGGGACAGCGUCUGCUUCUUCUUCCUGCUGCUGCAGCGCCGCGUCUUCCUCAGCUACUACUUCCUGCACGUCAGCGCCGACCUGCAGGCCACAGCCCUGCAGGCCUCCAGGGGCUUCGCCCUCUACAACGCGGCCAGUUUCAAGAGCAUUGAAGCCCACCGCAAGGCAGAGGAGAAGUCCCUGUUGCAGCUGAAGAGACAGAUGAUCCGUAUCCGCACCAAGCAGGAGAAGUACCGGCAGAGUCGGGCCAGUCGCGGCCACCCCCAGGCCCUGGGCCCUGAGGACCCCAGCCAGGAGCCGGGGCCCGGCAGCCCCGGGGGCUCCUCCCUGCCACAAACACAGUGGUGGCGGCCCUGGCUGGACCAUGCCACAGUCAUCCACUCCGGUGACUACUUCCUGUUUGAGUCUGACAGCGAGGAGGAAGAGGAGGCGGUGCCUGAGGACUCCAGACCAUCACCACAGAGCGCCUUCCAGAUGGCUUACCAGGCAUGGGUGACCGAUGCCCAGAUGGUGCUGAGACAGCGGCGGGAGCAGGAGCGGGCACAGGUGCAGGCCCAGGCAGAGGGGGCAGGACAGCUGCUGACCGGCGGUGGCCCAGAUCCAGAAGUGGAGCCCGGGGAAGCUACAGAACACGAGGACCAGGCGACAGGUGCAGGGGCUGGGGUGCAGGGAGCUGUAGGCCAGGCAAGGGGCCGUCCUGGGGCAGCCCCUCCAGACCUCCAUCCCGCAGGCCACAGCCACGUGAUGCAGCGCGUGCUGAACACUGUGCAGUUCCUCUGGGUGCUGGGCCAGGCCUCAGUGGACGGGCUGACCAGCUGGCUGCUGGCCUUCACGAGGCACCACCGCAACAUGAGCAACGUGCUGCGGGCCGAGCGCUACCUGCUCACGCAGGAGCUCCUGCGGGGCGGGGAGGGGCACCGAAGGGUGCUGGACCAGCUGUACGACGACGAGGCUGAGGCCACCCUGUCAGGCACCCUGGAGGCCCAAGACGGGCCCAGCACUGUGUCCAGUGGCCUGGGAGUCGAGGAGCCACUGAGCAGCAUGACAGACACCAGCAGCCCCCUGAGCACGGGCUACAACACUCGCAGUGGCAGCGAGGAGCUGGUGGCUGACACCAGGGACCUCGAGACCGAGGCUUCGCUGCACGGCUCUCAGGAGCUUCCGGCCCGCCCGAGGAUGCGCACGGCCAGUGAGCUGCUGAGCCGCAGGCGCCUGCGCAUCCAGGAGCUGGAGGACGCCGAGAACUUCGCGGCCCAGCAGGGCCGAACGCUGCGGCUGCUGUGGGCCCUGUACCAGUGCGUGGCCGCACACUCGGAGCUGCUCUGCUACUUCACCAUCAUCCUCAACCACAUGGUCACUGCCUCGGCCACCUCGCUGGUGCUGCCGGUGCUGGUCUUCCUGUGGGCCAUGCUGUCCAUCCCCAGGCCCAGCAAGCGCUUCUGGAUGACAGCGAUCGUCUUCACGGAGGUCACCGUGGUCACCAAGUACCUGUUCCAGUUCGGCUUCUUCCCCUGGAACAGCCACACGGUGCUGCGGCGCUACGAGAACAAGCCCUACUUCCCCCCGCGAAUCCUGGGGCUGGAGAAGACGGACGGCUACAUCAAGUACGACCUGGUGCAGCUCAUGGCGCUCUUCUUCCACCGCUCCCAGCUGAUGUGCUACGGCCUCUGGGACCACGAGGACGAGGAGGACCAGCUCUCCCAGGAGCACCGAGGGAGCAGCGGGAAGGACUCGGGAGCCGAGGACCAGGCCGAGGCAGACACGGGGCAGCAGGAGGAGCCAGGAGUGGCCGGGGCCACCACCCAGGACCUCGUCCAGGUGGACACGAAGCGCAGGUCCAGGGAUGGGGCCACAGAGCUCCAAGUGGACCUCAAGCCCCAGGACACGAGGCGCCUCAGCCUGCGUUUCAGAAGGAAGAAGGGGAGUCCAGGACCCAAGGGAGCGGUAGCCCUCGGAGCUGCGGACGGGGAGGGAGAGGCAGCUGGGAGAAAGAGGCCCAGCCGCUGCCGAGAACGGAUGAAGGCAGCAGGGCGCCGGCUGCAGGGCUUCUGCCUGUCGCUAGCCCAGAGCACUUACCGGCCCCUGCGGCGCUUCUUCCACGACAUCUUACACACCAAAUACCGUGCGGCCACGGACGUCUACGCGCUCAUGUUCCUGGCUGACGUGGUCGACUUCAUCAUCAUCAUCUUUGGUUUCUGGGCCUUUGGGAAGCACUCAGCGGCCACGGACAUCACGUCCUCCCUGUCAGAUAACCAGGUGCCAGAGGCCUUCCUGGUCAUGCUGCUGAUCCAGUUCAGCACCAUGGUGGUCGACCGCGCCCUCUACCUGCGCAAGACUGUGCUGGGCAAGCUGGCCUUCCAGGUGGUGCUGGUGGUGGCCAUCCAUAUCUGGAUGUUCUUCAUCCUGCCCGCUGUCACUGAGAGGAUGUUCAGCCAGAACGCCGUGGCCCAGCUGUGGUACUUCGUGAAGUGCAUCUACUUCGGCCUGUCUGCCUACCAGAUCCGCUGUGGAUACCCGACACGCAUCCUUGGCAACUUCCUCACCAAGAAGUACAACCACCUGAACCUCUUCCUCUUCCAGGGGUUCCGGCUGGUGCCCUUCCUGGUGGAGCUGCGAGCCGUCAUGGACUGGGUGUGGACAGACACCACCCUGUCCCUGUCCAGCUGGAUGUGUGUGGAGGACAUCUACGCCAACAUCUUCAUCAUCAAAUGCAGCCGCGAGACGGAGAAGAAAUACCCACAGCCCAAGGGGCAGAAAAAGAAGAAGAUUGUGAAGUACGGCAUGGGCGGCCUCAUCAUCCUCUUCCUCAUCGCCAUCAUCUGGUUCCCGCUGCUCUUCAUGUCCCUGGUGCGCUCUGUGGUUGGUGUCGUCAACCAGCCCAUCGAUGUCACUGUCACCCUCAAGCUGGGCGGCUACGAGCCCCUGUUCACCAUGAGCGCCCAGCAGCCGUCCAUCGAGCCCUUCACGCCCGAGACCUACGAGGUGCUGUCUCGGCAGUUCGACUCCUACCCGCUGGCCAUGCAGUUUAUCAGCCAGUACAGCCCGGAGGACAUCGUGACGGCGCAGAUCGAGGGCAGCUCCGGGGCACUGUGGCGCAUCAGCCCCCCAAGUCGCGCACAGAUGAAGCGGGAGCUGUACAACGGCACGGCGGACAUCACACUGCGCUUCACCUGGAACUUCCAGAGGGAUCUGGCCAAGGGCGGCACUGUGGAGUACACCAAUGAGAAGCACACCCUGGAGCUGGCCCCCAAUAGCACAGAGCGGCGGCAGCUGGCCCGCCUGCUGGAGGGCACCUCUGACCAGUCUGUCAUCAUCUCCAACCUAUUCCCCAAGUACAUUCGUGCUCCCAACGGGCCUGAGGCCAGCCCCGUGAAGCAGCUGCAGCCCAAUGAGGAGGCCGACUACCUCGGGGUGCGCAUCCAGCUGCGGAGGGAGCAGGUGGGCCCAGGGGCUGCUGGCUUCCUGGAGUGGUGGGUCAUCGAGCUGCAGGACUGCCAGACCAACUGCAACCUGCUGCCCAUGGUCAUCUUCAGUGACAAGGUCAGCCCACCCAGCCUGGGCUUCCUGGCCGGCUACGGCAUCAUGGGGCUCUAUGUGUCCAUCGUGCUGGUCAUCGGCAAGUUUGUGCGUGGCUUCUUUGGCGAGAUCUCACACUCCAUCAUGUUUGAGGAGCUGCCCUGUGUGGACCGCAUCCUCAAGCUGUGCCAGGACAUCUUCCUGGUGCGGGAGACGCGGGAGCUGGAACUGGAGGAGGAGCUGUACGCCAAGCUCAUCUUCCUGUACCGCUCGCCAGAGACCAUGAUCAAGUGGACACGUGAGAAGGAGUAGAGCCUGGCUGCUUGGCACCGGGAAUGAAGGAGCUGCCACAGGCAGCACAGCCACCAGCAUAGGUGGCGCUCCGUGGGCCAGGGCUGUGGCUGCCACGUGUUCUCCCCGGCCCACCCAAACCCUGAUGCUGCUGAUGGAAGGCCACUGUGCUCCCCGUGGCCUCAUGCACCCAGUGCAGCCACACUGGGCCUGGAACCCCAGCUCACCCUGCCUCACACGUACUGUAGAGUUUUCUAAUUAAAAUCUUUUUAUUUAUACAAACAAUAA
Cavia porcellus (domestic guinea pig) is the source of this 8366-nucleotide messenger RNA. It is a transcript of the gene Piezo1, whose product is annotated as piezo type mechanosensitive ion channel component 1 (Er blood group). Gene Ontology annotation, molecular function: mechanosensitive monoatomic ion channel activity. The transcript has 50 exons. Gene Ontology annotation, cellular component: membrane. The record is from RefSeq and is a predicted model, not a curated record. Bases 411 to 8099 code for a protein of 2562 amino acids. NCBI's taxonomy places the organism in Eukaryota, Metazoa, Chordata, Mammalia, Rodentia, Caviidae.